UUUUCUUGUCAGGCUGCUCUUCUCGCUUUGGCUGCACAUGCGGUUGAACCAAGUGAAGCAGAAAGACUUAAGUUUUUAUCAUCAUCUCAGGGGAAGGAUGAGUACUCAAAAUGGAUUGUUGGAAGUCAGAGAAGUCUUGUUGAGGUAAUGGCUGAGUUCCCAUCAGCUAAGCCUCCACUUGGUGUGUUUUUUGCUGCAGUAGCCCCUCGGUUACAACCUCGUUACUAUUCCAUAUCAUCUUCACCAAGGUUUGCCCCCCAUCGUGUUCAUGUGACCUGUGCUUUAGUUUAUGGUCCGACUCCAACUGGCAGAGUUCACAAAGGAGUGUGUUCCUUCUGGAUGAAGAAUGCAGUGUCUCUAGAGAAAAGUCAUAACAGUAGCUGGGCUCCUAUUUUCAUUAGGCAAUCUAAUUUCAAGCUACCUGCGGAUCCUUCAGUUCCAGUUAUCAUGGUGGGGCCUGGUACUGGGUUCGCACCAUUCCGAGGAUUUCUCCAGGAAAGGAUGGCCUUGAAAAAGGAGGGCGCUCAGUUAGGUCCUGCACUUCUCUUCUUUGGUUGUAGAAAUCGCAGGAUGGAUUUUAUUUAUGAAGAUGAGUUAAAUAAUUUUGUCGACGAAGGUGUGCUGUCAGAGUUAAUUGUUGCAUUCUCACGGGAGGGACCAACAAAAGAGUAUGUCCAACACAAAAUGAUGGAUAGAGCAGCACACAUGUGGGACCUAAUAUCUCAAGGGGGAUACUUUUAUGUAUGUGGUGAUGCCAAAGGUAUGGCUAGAGACGUUCAUCGGACUUUGCAUACGAUUGUGCAGGAGCAGGAAAAGGUGGACUCAACAAAGGCAGAGGCUAUAGUGAAACAACUUCAGAUGGAUGGACGGUAUCUUAGAGAUGUCUGGUGAUAUCGCCUUCCCUUUGGGUUGUUUUGUAUCAUCUUUCAGAACAUUGGAAUUUUAUAUAUAUCUUCAAGGUCAGGCUUCACCUGCUGGAUCUCUGCCCUUCAAAGUUUUAGCAGCAGAUUUGGACAAGACUGUUGGAAACUGAAACCUGGUUUCCCUAAAAGGUUUUAGUAUAUCGGAUCGAUCUCGGUCUGCCAUUAUUAUUUUUUCAUCCUUUUUUUUUUUUUUUUAAAUAGGUGGGUUAUUUAAUUUUUAGGAAACUACAUGUUAGCUAGUCACAAAGAUCUCAAAACAGAGACAAGAACUGCUGUAGGUUGGUUUGGAUAAUGUUGUAUGAAAUAUUUUAGUGAAUUCUGAUAAUUAAAAUAAAGCUGAAGUUUGUGGCA
Messenger RNA from Prunus dulcis (almond), 1274 nucleotides. RefSeq names its product NADPH--cytochrome P450 reductase-like. The transcript has 8 exons. The record is from RefSeq and is a predicted model, not a curated record. Gene Ontology annotation, molecular function: flavin adenine dinucleotide binding; NADPH-hemoprotein reductase activity; FMN binding. NCBI's taxonomy places the organism in Eukaryota, Viridiplantae, Streptophyta, Magnoliopsida, Rosales, Rosaceae. Gene Ontology annotation, cellular component: cytosol. The coding region runs from base 148 to 891 and encodes 247 amino acids.